AUGUCUCAACAAAUCCAUUUUGUGGAGACGAAACCCGGAACAGCUUUGGACUCUAGCCAAGUACGUGCGCUACGAUCACACGUGCGGAAGGUUAAUCUGGAGAGAUCGACACAGAAGAGCACCCGACGAUUGGAGAACUUUCGCUCCUUGACCAUCACCGAUUUCUCUGAGAGUGGGAAGGCGAAAGGUGCCAAGAAGAAACAAUCCAUCCAACUCAGUGUUACACAUCUCGAAACGGAAAUUCAAGACCUUCCAUGGGGAGAAGACCCGCUCCAGAAAUGCCCUCUUGCCCCUGACAGCCCUGAGAUCCCUACAAGAGCGUUCCAGUGCCUAUCGACUUCGUGCAACCUGUUCCUGCCAAAAUGGUGCAGUCGCAGCAGAUCGAGCUCGCAAGGUCCGCAAUCACAAAGCCCAAGCCAGCAUUCGUCCCCUGUCGAUUCUUCCCAGAGCGACGAAACCCAUCCGCAUGCAGCACGGAUAGCGAAUGCUACUGAUGUCGAUGAAGCGCGGAUCAACCAGCUGCUCAGAAGUUGCGCUUUCCGGAUAGCAACCGAACCUCUGCUCUCUUCCGAUGUCACCCAUGGCGACCUACUGGCACUCCCAUUAUCCGCGGAAUGCUUGUCCCACUCAGCAUUUCUGUAUGCCUUUCUUUACUCGAUCUUACAUAUUCACAACUCGUGCAUUGCAACGAACGAGUCUCUCGCCCUCAAGACGAAAGCGAUUGAGUGCCUCCGAGGAGAUCUCCGCAAGGAUGAUCCUAACAUUCGAGCCCUUACCAUUGGUACCAUACUACUGUUGUCAUGCGUCGCAUAUCAUUGCGGAGACCUUGCUGAAUCAACAGCACACUCCGAAGGCCUGUAUAAGCUCUUGGAGCACUGUCAUACGGAUGGCAUCCGCCUACGAGCUGAGGUACUUCGUGCAAUCUUCUGGCAGCAUCUUCUAGGUACUGCAUUGGUUUGUGACCAGCAUAGAUUCCUGCAGCCAGAUUUCCAAGUGUUCCUCAACCGCCCUCAAGACUUUCCUACCAUCAACGCACUGCCGCCAGUGCCUCCCGGAUUCGAGUUGCAUGAAGAAGUCAUCAGCCCCGAUGUGCUGUUGUCCGUCCGCAUCAUCCUUUACCUUCAAGACCAUACCAGACCCAGCACAUCCGACCCCGUCAUGAUCGAAGACCUACAAGCCCGUGUCGAAGCGCGACUAGUCUUCGACGAAAAAGCCAGCAAAGAGUUUGGUGCAAUAGCAGAAUGUUGCCGCGUUGCCGUCUACAUUGUCAGCUACAUCAGCAGCUCAUCGACGAGGAAAAGCGCUUUUGUGCCUCUACGCCUGGCGGAGAAGCUCCUUACCUUCCUUGAAAAGACGAACGAACAGGAUCUUUGGCGCUAUCGACGCGACUUGUUCUUGUGGCUGCUACUUGUGGGAUCCUCGGUAGGUAGAGGGCAGAACUGUUUUGCUGCCGAGCUUGCCACCCGCUACCAGCAAUUCAUUCAAAACGUCAAGAGAGAUGUCAGAAGUUGGAUCGACUCAAAGAACGGACCAGGAGCCAUACACAAUGUCAUGGAGACGUUCAUCUACGCCGAUGACUGGGUGGCGAAAAGACACCUGCUUCCAAGCUGGAGUGACCUCGAACGGACCGUCUUUUCGUCUGGGUCGAAAGAAGGUGACACCGACAUGGACACUGAAGCUUUACUCCAAGAGCUGGUGCAGAAUACUAACCACUUUGAGUGUGAACAUGCGGGUAUCCAAGACUACCCGACAGAGGAAGAGAAGAGACAGCACGUCCAACUCAGACUCAGAUACUUGUGGAACAACUUGCGGUCGCCACUCUAUGCAGAGACACCUUUCGCCAAGACCAUCAUCUACACCAAGGGUAGCGCGGCACUGGACUGGAAUCGCUUGGAAACUAGAUAUCGUGACUUCUACACAACCGAAGAGUAUCAAGCUCGAAAAGCCUCCGCAGGAUUAGCCGCAACGAGCGUUGGCCGGACCAGCAACAAACUCAAACGUCGCGACGGGCAGGAUCCCGAAAAUGCCACCUUCGAAAGCUCAGCCGAGGACUCAACACCGAAACGUCUGCGUCCAGAAGGUGGCCAGCAGUCAGGUCAAACGAUCCCUCCAUCCACGAGCCCCGUUGAAAGCAACAAUGGCGCAGAAUACAUUCAAAGCAAUCAGCCCCCUCACCUUUCAGCCAGCAUUCCGCCUCCUUUGAGCGGACUUGAGCGUAGGACUCGGCAAGAUGCCAUGCUGUCUGAUCUUGAGCUUGCCAAGCUUCCGAAAUUCAAACGCUUGGUAGGGAACGGCAUUUCAGACCAGAUAAACAGACGGAAGGAGGUGAUGAAGCUCGAAACCCAAUGGAUGAAAAUGUACAAGCAAGUUGAGCAAACAGUCGAAGCUUAUGUUCGAAGCUGGGGCCUCGACAGUCUCCACCCAAUCGUACUGGCACCAGAAUCUGCCUAUCCGCGAAAGCUGAAUCAUCUGGUGAGCCUGAUGCUCAGCGGCGGUAUGGUACGGGUUGAAUUCCGGCGCGAAACAUUUCAGUCCCUCAGAGACAACAGAGCCAUCACCUAUUCCUUCUUCAUCUGGCCACUGCUCAUUGCUGCAACAACAGAAUGGUGUCUUCGUCCUCACGUGGAAGAGGCCAGAAUCUACAAGAGCUACGGCGGAGGAGUGAUCCAGCAGGUGCUUGCGAGUUGCGUCGAGCCCGUGGUGGAAGCAAGACUUCGACAACAGUUUCUGGAGACCUACAUCGAGAGAGAGAUCAAACCACAUAUACCAUCAAAGGCAAAAGACAUGGCGACCACAUUCCAAGGAUUUAUUGACCUAAUAAUGCCUCGUCAGAAUACUCCAUAUCCCUUGCACGCUGUUUGCGACGUCAAGUCUUGCCCGAGGACUGACCCGAUCCAUCCCGACACCCCCGUCCGUGGGUUCACGCUUCUUGAAGAAUCAGUGGAUCGCAUCAAUUUCAGGGAAGAUCUACGCAAUGUUUUUGAGACGGCUCUCCAGUGGCGCGCCGAGAGAGAUCAGACGAUGUUUGAGAGAUAUGAUAUCAGCUUUCCUAGCCUCGGGGAUGAAUACGUUGCAAGUCAGAUGGUGGAAGAGGAAGAUAGCGAAGGGAACAAACGCGCCAGACCGGUCAUUCUCUGCCUUCUCCCAGUCCUGUUUCGAUCCUUUUCGAGGAGAAUACUUGGCGAAAAUGAGCCUCCGAAAAAGGUGGUCAGCGGGAUUGUACUCUAG
This is a messenger RNA of Cladophialophora carrionii CBS 160.54, 3228 nucleotides long. RefSeq lists its product as uncharacterized. The record is from RefSeq and is a predicted model, not a curated record. NCBI's taxonomy places the organism in Eukaryota, Fungi, Ascomycota, Eurotiomycetes, Chaetothyriales, Herpotrichiellaceae. The coding region runs from base 1 to 3228 and encodes 1075 amino acids. The transcript has 6 exons.